Monosiga brevicollis MX1 is the source of this 1443-nucleotide messenger RNA. RefSeq lists its product as uncharacterized. Bases 1 to 1443 code for a protein of 480 amino acids. The transcript has a single exon. NCBI's taxonomy places the organism in Eukaryota, Choanoflagellata, Craspedida, Salpingoecidae. The record is from RefSeq and is a predicted model, not a curated record.
AUGGGCCGUCGUCGUUGUCCCGUGUGCGCAAAGUGGUGCUUGCGCGGUCUUCAGAGCCUCUGCAGUCAGGGCACCUCGCCAGACUGCCACAUGUGCCGGAAAUGUCUCCGUCAAUGCAUUGAUGCUCGCCUCCGUGACGGGGCCAAGGAAAUCAAGUGCCCCGGCUGUCAUGCACCGGCCUGCCAUGCCCGCCUUUCUGAUCGCCAGGGUGCCCAGCUGCGCCAAAACGUUCAACACCGCUACCCGCCUCGCAAUCCCAGCCUCGUCCGCGUGCCCAACGUCGUGCAAUGCUGGUCCUGCAACGUGGUCGCUGCCAUUGAUGCGGCUUGCGUCUGGGCGCGUUGCAACUGCGGCGCCACCCUCGUCGCCCCCCACAAACAGCCCUCGCGUCCCGUCACACCCCACCGACUGAGCCCAGCGUCGGUCUACGAUGAUGGUUCAGCCAUCAACCUCAACCUGAGCCACCACAACAGCCUUCGCCGCAGUCACCGCAGCGCACGCCACCACAGCCGUCGCAGCCCCGCCACGCACUCACAACAGCAACGUCUCAGCUACCACAGCCUCACCUCCAACCAUCGUCUCAGCGCGUACGAGGUCAUCUUUCCCGGACCCAAGGAGACGAGCCCCUGCCCAAGCGACACUUUGCAAGAGGUGCUCAAAGACGCUUGCAACAAUGCCCGCAAUAACAGCCGCUGCGAUGACCUCGACCCCGACAUGGAUUUGCUCAACCCCUGGGACUUGAGCGACGACGCCGCCUGGCGGAGAAGCGCAGUCGUCGAGCUAGCCGCAGACAGCUACUUUGAGGUCAACCUAGCCGACGAGAGCGAGGAUGUUACAUGCGCCCCCGACGGCGUGUGCAUUGACUGGCGAUCCCCGGCCUACUGCUCGCCCUACAACGACGACGACCAACUCGCGGCUCUACUCGAGGCUAGUCUGGACUCGAGCACUGCCGCGUGCGAGGGCAAUGUCGCAUCGCCCGCCGUCGGUCGGCAGCGCCGUCGGUCGGCUCGUGCCAGCCUGCGCCAUCUGCGUCGCAGCCUCCGAGCCAGCCUGACCGCCAGCCUGCACGCAUCACAAUCCGACGGCAACGCGGACAGUGCGCUCGACGCACGCGUUCGCACCGCCCCAAUGUAUGCGGCCUGUCUGGACUUGCUCGAGGAACUGGAAAGGGCCAAUCCCGCUGCGUACGCCGACUCGGACCUGACCGUGGCCCAGUUUGUUGCAGAAACAGCCGAAGUCUAUCGCCAGCACCCCGAGCUCCUGACCAACCUCGAGCAUGACCCCGCCAGUUGCAGUCAGCCCGCCCGACGGACCAGUCGGCGGGCCAGCAGCCGAGGCAGCCGCCGAAGCACCAAAAGCAGCAGUCGCCGUCACCAUCCACAACGCCACCGCCGCACCUCGAUCACCCUGUCCCAUCAACCCUCGGCCCUCAGUGUCAUCUGA